Phoenix dactylifera (date palm) is the source of this 1412-nucleotide messenger RNA. RefSeq names its product chloroplast protein FOR GROWTH AND FERTILITY 2-like. NCBI's taxonomy places the organism in Eukaryota, Viridiplantae, Streptophyta, Magnoliopsida, Arecales, Arecaceae. The record is from RefSeq and is a predicted model, not a curated record.
AACCAACGCUUCUCAUAAGCAAACGCAUGGCUCCCCUCUACUCCCUACCUCUCUUCUGGAGCCAAAUCCAACGCCUCAUCCAUGGAGAGGCUCAUCUCUUCCUCCCAAACUCCCCUCUCGAGACUUCGUCCCCUGCUCCCCCGAUCCCCCUCGAAGGAAAGAUUUAGCCUCUCUUUCCUCCCACGCCAUGGUAGCUUCAAGCCGGUUGCUUCUCUAUUCUUCAAAUCUCUUGGGAGCGUCUUGGUUGCUCGCUAUGAAGAGAAAGCAAGGCGAGCUCAGCCAUGUCGCCAAUUGGCCUCAGGAAGGGAAUUGGCGGUCUUAUUUUCCCAAAAGGUUGCUUCUACUGCAGUUUACAUUCUAGUAUCAGCAUUUGUUAUGACCAUAAUCCAGCCAAUUCUAGCACCACCAGCUUUUGCAAUAAUGCAGUCUGCUGCCAAGACAAGUGGAAGACUCAUUAGAACUGAGUUGCUAAGCAGUGCAUGGACUGGUUUUUUCGCUGGUUGCCUGCACACGCUAUCGGGCCCUGACCAUCUCGCUGCCUUGGCUCCCUUAUCCAUUGGUCGAUCAAGGAUGGAGAGUGCUAUAGUAGGGGCUCUUUGGGGCUGUGGCCAUGAUGCUGGCCAAGUAAUAUUUGGUUUGCUAUUUCUUAUGCUCAAGGAUCGCCUACAUAUUGAGGUCAUCCGAACAUGGGGGACUAGAGUCGUGGGUUUAACUCUGCUUGUUAUUGGAGCUGUUGGAAUCAGGGAAGCUUCAGAGGUGCCGACCCCAUGCAUUGCUCUAGAUAAUGGGGAGUGCGAUGUUAGUAUCAUUGAACCAUUAGAUGCUGGAGCCAGUGAGAGGAAAAAUAUGGGGUUUGCAACUUUUGCCACUGGCAUUGUGCAUGGACUUCAGCCAGAUGCACUCAUGAUGGUCUUGCCAGCGCUUGCUCUUCCUUCUCGCCUGGCAGGUGCUGCUUUUUUAGUCAUGUUUCUUGUUGGAACUGUGUUUGCAAUGGGGAGUUACACAGUUUUUAUUGGUUCAUGUACUCAGGCAUUGAAAGAAAGGGUUCCUAGGAUAACAGAGAAACUGACAUGGGUUGCUUCUCUUGUAGCCAUAUCCUUGGGACUUGCCAUUCUUAUUAGCCAGUUCUUUGGUUUUAGCCUGUAUUGAUCUUACCUUUGAUUUGCCAUUUAUUAGCUUCCUUGAAGCUUUACACAAUGUUAUUUUGGAGCUAGGGAUCUUUGUAGUACAAAAACUUUUCCUUUCAGUUUUAGUUAACCGAGCAUUCCUCUUAGUUGAUCAUAGCAACCAUGGUCAAGUGACUCAAGUCUUUUCGAUAGGAAAAGGUUGCUUCUUGUUUUUCAUCUAGUUCUUCAUUUCUUAGAUGCAUGUUGAAUAUACUGGUUGUGGAAGAACUGCAGGACUUUAUUUCA